CUUCACAGUACACAGGGACCGCUCGACAACGACAUCGCCAAACGGAGAAGAAUAGUUUUUGACAGGUGGCGGAAACAAGCCAAGAAGAAACAAAAGAAGGUCGAUUUGUUUUCUAAACUGACUGAAGCCAGAAUUCCUAGUGACGCGUACCUGGCUAUAUUUUUACUCAGUAUAAUACCACAUUGAAUUAGAGGGUUUCUAGAGGUUUUUCAAGGAUGUCUGACAGCAAAACCCCAGAAUCACCAACAAAGGAACAAGUGGACAACAAGGAGGCAGAAGACAAGAAAGACAAAAUGGCGUACGAAAAUGAUUCUGAGAAGGGAGAUAAUGAACCUGAAAAGUGUGAAAAGAACGAAAAUGAGGAGAAUGAAAAAAACGCCAAGAAUGGAAGUAUCAAAAGCAAGAAAAAAAUCAAGACUGACGGAGACGCGGAAGGUGGGAACAAUGGCGAGUAUACGGAGGAGGAGCUGGCCGAAUUGGAAGCCAUCGAGAAGGAAAAUAAGAAUGAUUGUUACUACGUGCUGUUGGCGAUUGUCUUGGGAAUGGGGCUCUUUGGGGUGUUGGUUUAUUUCUCUGUUCAAAGCUUUUUCCUGGAGCAGAAGAUACCUGCAGCAGGUUACAACGCCUCUCUGUCGCCGCCUAACACUACCAUGAUACCGAAUACCACUAUCACCGACGCCAAGACGACUACGACUUCUACUACUACUACUACUGCGCCGGUGCCUGCUUUGUUCAACUCGCGUUUUGGGGGUGAUCGCUCAGCACUUACGAGGCAAGCAUCACCCAUGCGACUUGCACCUCAAGAUGACGUUGCCAGUGCAUCUACAACUACCACCGCCGCCCCAACUACUGCCAGAGCACGUCAACCGGAAACAAGGAUGCUGAGGAGAUUGACACCAUAAUUUAGCGAAGUGUGACGUCGCAGUUCCAAAACAAGAUUUCACUGGAAAACUAUGGCGACGAAAUUGCGAUCUAAUACACUAGAGUUGUGUGAUUCUU
This is a messenger RNA of Lingula anatina, 999 nucleotides long. RefSeq lists its product as uncharacterized. The record is from RefSeq and is a predicted model, not a curated record. NCBI's taxonomy places the organism in Eukaryota, Metazoa, Brachiopoda, Lingulata, Lingulida, Lingulidae.